Messenger RNA from Helobdella robusta, 1600 nucleotides. RefSeq lists its product as hypothetical. The transcript is spliced from 7 exons. Gene Ontology annotation, cellular component: plasma membrane. Lineage: Eukaryota; Metazoa; Annelida; Clitellata; Rhynchobdellida; Glossiphoniidae. The record is from RefSeq and is a predicted model, not a curated record. The annotation marks the transcript as partial.
AAGAAUAUUAUAGUUCUUUCUUUAGCUUUAAAAUUCAAAAAUAAUAUAAAAUUUUAUUACCGUUGAAAAUAUCGGAAUAUAAACACAUAAAAUAUUAAAAGAAGCCGUUAAAAUAAAAUAUUAUAUAAUUUUAAUAAAUUAUAAUUAAAUUAAAUUAUAUAAUUAUAAUUAAAAUUUGAUUCUAAAAUAUUUAAAAUUAUAAAAUCGCAAACAAGUUAAGAAGGUCAUUUAAAUUAAAAUUACGAUAAAAAAAGGACGCAAAUAAAAAAAGUGGAAAUUAGUGGAAAUAAUAAAAACAGGAGUGCGUACAACAGCACAUUGGAACACUAUACAGAAAGUUUGUGCACAUGGUUCGUGAAAUAAAUAACAUUAGACACGUACUUGUCUGUAAUGGAACUUUAAAAAUAGUUGUGUACAAACCACAAGUUUCAUAUGCCACGAUGUAACAACUUAAACAUAUAUGAAAAUUGAAAACAAAAAUUUAUUUUCAAUACAAUAUACACGCACGCAUUAGACCCAUUCAGACACGUGCAUGGUCAAUACGGAGGCACACAAUCGCACAAACACACAACGAGAAAAACACCUCCAUUCUGAGUUGAUGAAUGAAUGUAUGUGUGUGGAUGUAUUUUUUGUUCGUUCAAAAAAUGCCAAAGAAAUGAUUUUUUGAUUUUUUUACUUUUCAAUGAUGAUGUAAUGUUUUCAAAGUUCAAAUAUGUAAACAAUGCUUAAUUUUAACGUAAAAUGUUUCUACCAAAAUUUGAUGUAUAUGUCCUAAAUAUUGAAUUAUUUCUUUUUCUACUUGUUACCUCUACUCAGUCGCAUGAACUGUAUGUGGGUUGCUACAAAUUCGUGGCAGCAGAUAAACAUGGAACACCAGGGAAAGUUGAUUCAGUCAAAUCAUGCAGAGAGCUUUGUCGGCCGUCGAGUGAGAGAGCUGGCAUGAUUGCUCUGAAAAACGGAAGUGAAUGCAGUUGUGCCACCCGCGUCAGUGCAGCCGUCUCCUCAUCCCACUGCGACAUGGUCUGUCCAGCUGAUGGUAGGGCGUGUGGAGCUCCCGAUGCCUCCUCUGUCUACCACGGACGUGCAGCCGAUACUUGCUGCUAUUCGAUUGUCGGCUCGUCACCACAAGGGGCCAGCGACACUCGCACGUACUCCAAUUCACUUCUACGCGACUGCCAACGUCACUGCUACGAACGCAACUUCACGAUGUUUCUUAUUACAGACAAUGCUUGCAAAUGUGAGGUUAGCGAAAUAUCACCGAAGAUCGUGAGCGAACCAACAGCUUGUGGUAAGUGCGAUAAGUCGGUCGAGUUCGGAGGCCGUCAGCCAAUCUUUUUAGUCCGAUUUAGUUUGGAGUAUCCGUCAGGUUUAUCGAGCACGAAGCACUGCGCUUCAGCAGCUGAUGGCUUGAAGGAUCGGUGCAGGGCGGUGUGCCUCAGUGGAUGGAAAGGACACGACUGCAUGGAGAGGGAUUGUAGCAACAACAAUGGAAACUGCGGAGAAGAAUUUGUGUGUGAAGUCAACAUUGUAAACGGCAAAUCUGUUUCUGAGUGCUUGUGUGGGAACGGAAAAGUAAGAAACAAUCAUCAUAAAUGUGAAG